UUCCUAUUUGUUUUUGUUUUGCUUUUUGUGUUUUUUUUUUUCGGAGAAUACUAAGUUAUGUACAAGCGUGUUCUGGUUUAAUUGAACUGAAAUAACUGUAUGGGAUUGUCUGAUAGUUUGUUUGAUUUUGGAGUUCAAUUUAUCGUAGCUGUCAUAUGUGUAUGAACUUGUUUUUGUUUCAAAAGUUCAUGGAUCUUUUGUUUAUGCCCAAAUCUGGGUUCUACUUAGAUUUUUAGAUUUGGGUUCUUGGCCUUUGCUGCGUUCUGAUUUUUAUUUGGUAAUAGGAUACACUAGUUUCAUCUAGAACUGAGGCUUUUAAGGUAGGUGUUUUUAGCCAGUUUCUGACCAAGGAAAAGAUGAGGUUAUCUAUAGUGACCAAAACAAAAUUAAGAUCUUAAUAGGUUUAAGGUUGUGGUUGUAUGUAGUAUCUCAUUUUAUUGAUUUUAAUUGUUCUAAUAAGCAUGUGACUGUCAAAAUGUUGUUUUCAUAAGCCAGUUAGUAUGCAGUUCUGUUAGCCCAGGAGAUGAUAAGGGUUGCACAGUGUCACUUUCAGUUCUAGUGUGAAUUUGAUUGGGAGACUAUGGAGGUAAACCAAACAUGGUGGCCUCAAUUAUUUCCAGUGUUUAAUGAUCGCUAUAGUUCUAGAUAUUUAUUUUGUUGGUUAAAGUAUCAUUGUUUGCUUAUACUAUAUAAUGCUUGUCAGGAUCCAGAACUAGACAUUUGGGCUUGGAAUUGAGUCAAUUGACAUUGUGUAAAUGGCGAUUUUAGUUUUGUAAGGCUAUAAAAUUGAAGAGACACAUGUGGCCUGGUUGGAAAUUAUUAUGGCAUUUGGGAUGUGGAACUCUAUUUGAUAAAAGUUUAGCCUAUGUAGAGAUGUGAUAUGUAUUAGUUGUUGAUUAUAGAUUGUGAAAAGAAAAGCUAUCCCUUUGGAGUAUUUUUUAUUAAGGUUUAUUCUAUAGAUACAAACAAAAUAUGUUUACGGUGUUGCUUUGUAUUUGGAGAGCACUAGAGUUCAUGCCUCUGCACGACAUAUUAUACAUCUUGAGUGCUGCCUAGCUGGCUGAUUGCAGCUCUAAUUGGCUAAUUGAGAUGGCUUUAGCAUGAUUACCAACUAGACAACUGGUAUCUAGUACUAUCUGUGAGAACACAGUACACACACACACACACACACUAAGCUGGUAAGAUCAAGUUAGACAGAAUGAGGGGGUAGCAAUUAGCAACACCCCUUUGAUUUGAUUGUUGAUGUAGAUGUUCUUUUGUGUUGAUCAAACUACAAAUGCACUAUAUGCUGCUAUUGCCAGCUGACGAUAAUCACUGUAGGUGAACUUGCCAGUGUCCUAUGGCUUAUUGGACAUGUUUAUGGAGCCCAUCAUAAGUAAGGUCUAUGCCAGCUCCAUCUCUAAGUGAUUAGAGGAUCAUGAUAAACAAAAUUUUGAAGUAUUUAACUCUGUGGUUACAAUAUUUGAUUCUAUCACCUUUUGCAAUGGAGUAUGUUGAACUUCUGUUAGUAAAACUGUAGGUAAGCAGCUUUAUUUGUCGACAUUGUGACAUUGGACAAAAAUAACCAAGAUGCAUGUAAGACUACAGUUAGACUUCCAGUGAACGGGCUUGGAUUUGUUAAAUUGUUCUAUUUGAAGGGGGGUCAAUUGUAGGGAAAUGGGUUUAUGGACUUUGCUUGAAGCCUGUCUCCUUUUUGCAAAUGCAAUGGCAAUACUGAAUGAAGAUCGAUUCCUUGCUCGGAGAGGAUGGACUUUGGCAGAAAUUCCUGGAAGUGGAAGAAAUUCACUGAAAGGGCAGAUCAUAGGGCUCAUACAUGCAUGCCAGUUUUUUAGACUACCCCUGAUAAUUUUAAAUAUUAUCGUUAUUGUUUUAAAGCUCUUCACUGGGUGAAGAUGGUAAAAUUGAUUACCAGUGUGACAUAUUUAUUUGGGCACUUUGUGAAUUAUUGCCUAAUCGAUUAGUUAUAUUCAGAGAAGCUCCUGAGUUACUAGUUAGAGACAUCUGUUCUAAAUUUCAUUCUCAAUAUCUUAUUUUUUCCUUCUUCUUU
Quercus lobata is the source of this 2047-nucleotide messenger RNA. Its product is annotated as immediate early response 3-interacting protein 1-like. Gene Ontology annotation, biological process: endoplasmic reticulum to Golgi vesicle-mediated transport. The record is from RefSeq and is a predicted model, not a curated record. NCBI's taxonomy places the organism in Eukaryota, Viridiplantae, Streptophyta, Magnoliopsida, Fagales, Fagaceae. The coding region runs from base 1657 to 1890 and encodes 77 amino acids. Gene Ontology annotation, cellular component: Golgi membrane; COPII-coated ER to Golgi transport vesicle; endoplasmic reticulum membrane. The transcript is spliced from 2 exons.